This is a messenger RNA of Notolabrus celidotus (New Zealand spotty), 2453 nucleotides long. Its product is annotated as metalloproteinase inhibitor 4-like. Gene Ontology annotation, molecular function: metalloendopeptidase inhibitor activity; protease binding. Gene Ontology annotation, biological process: negative regulation of endopeptidase activity; negative regulation of membrane protein ectodomain proteolysis. Lineage: Eukaryota; Metazoa; Chordata; Actinopteri; Labriformes; Labridae. Bases 292 to 966 code for a protein of 224 amino acids. The transcript has 6 exons. The record is from RefSeq and is a predicted model, not a curated record. Gene Ontology annotation, cellular component: extracellular matrix.
GAUGGUAUUUUUUUUCAGCCUUUGAGGAGGCUGUCCCUAAAUUGUUGAGUACAUAAGAGGCUCCCUGUGUGCGACCUUCUCAGCAUUCAAGACCAGAGUGAGAGGGGAUCCAACUAUUCUGCCUUUCAGCUCAGCAGAGCUCAUCUCACUACUCCACCUCUACUCUCUUGUCCAUCCCUUUUCGCUGACUGCUGGCCUGAUUUGUAUUCCUGCGGAUCUUAACAGGAUCAGAAGAGGUUGCCGAGUGUUUAUCGAGUGGUGGAGCGAGAGUCAGAGGCUGCCAGAGUCAUCAUGGCCAUGUCCCAGGAGCAGAGUGCGUGUCUGGGGCUCUGGGUGCUCCUUUUGCUUGGUGCAGGCAUGGAGGAAGUUGUGGAGGGAUGUAGCUGCAACCCAGCUCACCCACAACAGCUAUUCUGCAGCGCUGAGAUUGUGAUAAGGGCAAAGAUCUCCGGUGAGAAGAUUGUGUCGCCUAGCAACAGUUCAUCACCUUACAUGAAGAUGAUUCAAUACGAAAUCAAAAUGAUCAAGAUGUUCAAAGGUUUCAACAAAGCAAAGGACAUCCAGUACGUGUACACUCCAGUCUUCUCCUCUCUGUGUGGAGUCAAACUGGACUCCAACAAUAAAGCAGGCUAUCUGCUCUCAGGAAGUAUGUGGAGCGAUGGGAGAAUUUCUAUUGGCCAGUGUGAUCUGGUAGAGUCCUGGGACAACCUGUCACUGUCACAGAAGAAGAAUCUCAACUACAGAUACCAGAUGGGAUGUGAAUGCAGGAUCAACACGUGUUACACAGUGCCGUGUGCGUCUACAGGAGAGGACGAGUGCUUGUGGACUGACUGGCUGCUGGAUAACAGCCUAAAUGGGGAGCAGGCUCGACAGUAUGCCUGCAUCCGCCACUCUGACACAACCUGCAGCUGGUACCGUGGAGGACCUCCACCUGAGAAAGACUUCCUGGAUAUGUCUGACCCUUGACCUGUAAAAUCUGACAUCCAUUUGACUCCAUUUCACUCUUGCUAUUCCCAACAAACAUUUCCUGCUAAAUGAAGUUAAAAUUUGACCUUCAUCAGAUUUCAUUAUAAAAUUUGCUGACAUUUUAGAGUUGUCAGUCAGCAGAGUCCAGGAUGUUGCUAAGACAAGGCUGGGAUCAGUUUUAUAAAGUGCAGGUUCUUUCACCAAUCCCUUUGACUCAUUUUCUCACACACAUUAAUUUCAUGCGCUGUUUCCACAGAAUAAGAAAAGCAGCAGAGCAUCCACUACAAAAGAUUCACUCCAGAGUGAAUCUUUUCUUUAUACCUGAAGGCGGUCUGGUUAAAUGCAUUAACAUGAAAAAUACUGAAGACCUCAUAUCUGUUUCUGCAUUAUAAACGAUAUGAUGUGGGUUAUGCAUGCACUUAUAGUAAAAGGAAGUUGGGCAUUUACUGUAAAUAUUCUAGAGGCAAGUUUUACCACCCACAGUUUUGCUUACCCAACAUGAAGUCUGUGCACUACAUUUUUGCAUGAACAUUUCACUUACUCCCCUCUGCACACUCCAGAUUUAAGCCCUUAUGCACUGAAUGUUCAUAAAAAAACACCCGACACAAUCUGACGGAUUAAUUAUGAAUGAUAUGACCAUAAUUCUUGUAUAUGAAAAUCUUCAUAGCUUGUACUCUAAACUGCAGAGAAUGUAAAUAUUGUACUUCAGUAAGAAUUAACACGUAAAAGGCUAACAGGAUUCUGUCUGAUAGAUUAGUUGAUAUUAUCUUGUGGUUUUGUAGUGUUUUUAGUUUCCUCAGUUGAACUCUCUACUAUUUUCUCUGCCAAAAAAAACUCUAAUCCAGCGCUUUGAUAACAACACUGCCACCUGUAGAUGCCAAGCCACCUCUCCUUUGAGGAAAUUAUGUAACAAGACACGGCUCAAUUCCCCCUUUUUUUAACUUAAAGGAACAGUAAGUCAGUUGUCCUAAACAAUGAAGUGCAAAAAAAGAACAUAUAUAUUCUAGGCAGAAUUUAACUAAUUUCAAGAGGAAAAAACUUCAUGAAUAAGCUAAAACUAGCUCUCUUUGUUUUUUAUAGUCAUUAUUUUGUAUAAUUACUCCACUUGUAUUAAGAAACCCAAAAUAUGAAUUGACCCCUGUCUUGUUACUGGAUUGUUUCACUGAAGUCAUACACAUUAAAAUGCAUUUUUUUGUGUAAUCAUCAUGAGAUAGAAUUAAAAUGUAUCCUGUAAUUAAUGAAAUUUUUCCAGCAUGUUUGAGACUGUAUCUUGAAAUAUGUUCAUAAUCUAACUAAGACUGAAUGGGGGGACAAUAAUGCAUUAUAACUGUAUGGCUUUAGUGAAGCAUUGUUAAACAGUUUCAUGUGUGUUUUAUACUGAAAGAAUUGUUUGGGUUUGUAUUUAUGUGUCUGUUUCUGUCUAAAUAGAGUUUUCUAUUUCCAUGUACCAAAAAAGAUUGUAUAUAAAAUGUCUGAAUGGAAAAGUG